AUGGCCAAUGGGGUUGGGUUGGGGUCGGGAGCAGAGCCGGAUGGGCGCCUCAUAAGCGUCCAAAACAAAGAAGGGUAAGGCACGCUGCUCCCGCGGCCGGUGAUCUGGCUGGGUUGGUUGGUGGCGCCGCAGCUGCUGCCGCACCCAUCGACAUCGUCACGUGCAGCGCACUGCACAUACACCACUCCCUACUCCACUCCCCAUUUCCCCAGCCAGUAUCAGGCAGAUCGGAGGAGCAACACCAGACCACCAAGCCGAAGCCGUCGCCGUCACCAUGGCCUCCCACCGCCACUUCCUCCGCCUCCUCGAUGACCCCUUCUUCCCCUUCCCACCACCGCCACCCACUUCCCCCUCCUGCCCCUUCCUCCCCUCCCCAUCCCCAUCCUGCCCAUUCCUCGACUUCAACACCCACUCAUUUUCCGCUUCCGCUUCCCCUUUCCACGACCUCGACCUCUUCCUCCCCGCACCACCCCUCGACCCCUUCCCCGCCCCCUCCCCCUACCCCUUCCUCCUCCGCGACCUCACCGAUCGCGUCGCGGCCCUUGAGAUCGCCGUCGCCGCCCGCCGCCCCGCCGACCCCGAGCCCACCAGCAGGAAGUAUACUUAUGUGACGGAGUCCGCCGGCCGCAGGGUCAAGUGGACCGCCGUCGAGAAGCCACGCGAGGGGGAGCGGGCGCUCAAGUGGGAGGCCGACAUCAAGUCCCCCCACGACGAUGGAUUCGACCGCAAGUGGAACUGGGAGGCCAAGGGCGCCACCGCCCGAUCCUCGGCCUCGGCCAGGAAGCUCAAGUGGGGCGCCUCGGUCAAGGGCAAGGGGUGCCUCGAGCCCUGGUCGCAGGCUUACACCUGGGAGGAGGACUUCGCCGCCAGCGACAGCGACCAAGAGGAGGAGCACAUCCGCAAGGCGGACAAGAAGAAGACCAGGGUGACUGAGAAGAAGAAAGAAGACCAAGUCGUCAAGAAGGAGAAGAAAUGCCCCGUCGCCUCUAUCAAGAUCCAGGAGAUCUCCGACAACGAUGCUGGAUGCGUCGCCAUCAGAAAGGCUUUUGCUAAGGGCAAUGGCAAGGGAAAGAGGAAGGAACUGUCCCCACAGGAUGCUGCAUUGCUGAUCCAGAUGAACUACAGGGCUCACCUUGCUCACCGCACGCAAGUGCUUUGCUGCCUGCGUGAUCUGGCUGUGGCAAAAGCCAAGCUGAAGGAAAUCAGGUCCCUGUUCUAUAACAUUUCUUACAGGCACCGCCUUGCGCAUGACCACGAAGAGCGCCAAAGGUUCUCCGAGAAAAUCAUUGUCCUGCUCCUCACCGUGGAUGCACUUGAGGGACCUGACUACAUGGUGAGGACGGCAAAGAAAUCUAUGCUGGAGGAGCUUGAGGCAAUGCUGGAGGUUGUGGACCCCCAUCCACCAGGUAAGCAGAGGUCACUGAGUCGCAGGAAGUUUGAUCUUCCGGAGGGUGGAGCCGUCUCCGACGAGAAGACGGCUGGGGUGAACAAUGCUGUCAGGAUCAUCGAGGAGGGCAAGUGACGACUGAGAGGCACCACCACCCUGUUAGUGGAUAUCAAUCUAUCAUGCCUGAAUCCUGAUAAAGCCUGCAGCAGCAGCAGCAUAUCUAUCAUCUAGUAGAAUUCGAGACUUUAGAGAACUCUGCGUGAUGUCGCUUUCCAUUAUCCUCGACGGAACUGGUGCACUUAUUAAGUGUACCUCUAGUUUUAUCCAUCCUUUGCUGUGGACUUGUUGUAUGUUCCUAAACAAUCAAUUUGUGCUUUAGGGUAUGUGACGUCCUGCCUGGAUCAGCCAAGUUCAUGAA
Molecule: messenger RNA, 1805 nt
Organism: Phragmites australis (common reed)
Lineage: Eukaryota; Viridiplantae; Streptophyta; Magnoliopsida; Poales; Poaceae
Product: BAG family molecular chaperone regulator 7-like
Exons: 3
Coding region: 275-1522 (415 amino acids)
Biological process (GO): protein folding
Cellular component (GO): plasmodesma
Source: RefSeq, a predicted model, not a curated record